Rhagoletis zephyria (snowberry fruit fly) is the source of this 608-nucleotide messenger RNA. RefSeq lists its product as uncharacterized. The record is from RefSeq and is a predicted model, not a curated record. Lineage: Eukaryota; Metazoa; Arthropoda; Insecta; Diptera; Tephritidae.
UUUGUGUGCGCAUAUUCAGAGUACUGUCAUCUGCAAAUCGAUGAUCAAGUGAAUCGUAUAAUUUCGAAAUUAUUGCGCACUUUGGGGCCCACUCUGCUGCGUACUGCCGUACAAGGCAAUACUGCCAAUCGCGCUCGCACCUCUUUCGAUGCUGAUUUCGAUGACGAUGAUGAUAGUAGCAGCAGCAGUAGCAGCAGCAGCAGCAGCAGUAGCAGUAGUAGUAGCAGCAGCAGUGGCUCGACUAGUUUUACCUCCAACAACGGCAGCGGUACACGCGUUUCCAUCGAGUUGCCAACAUUCGAACCAGACAAUGACGAAGAGAAUGAAAUUGGCAGCGUUACCAGUUCCAGCAGCCAGGAAACAGCGACUCUACGCUACAAAUGUGAGUGCGAGAGGAUACUCGUUUUAAGUAGUUCAUAUAUAAUUGAGUAAUUUCAAAAUGCGUUGCGCGAAGCAAGUGAGCGCUCGCUUUGUAUGAGCAUUGAGUGCGUGAUAUGUCAAAUUGACAGUUAAAAUAUAACGUCAAAUUGACAGUUGUAAACGUAAAUGCUGAACAAAACUAAUUUUUUUAUUAAUUUGCUUAAUUGGAUUUUUUGCUUAGAAAUUCU